This is a messenger RNA of Trichoplax adhaerens, 2007 nucleotides long. RefSeq lists its product as uncharacterized. Gene Ontology annotation, cellular component: membrane. The coding region runs from base 1 to 2007 and encodes 668 amino acids. Gene Ontology annotation, molecular function: glycosyltransferase activity. Lineage: Eukaryota; Metazoa; Placozoa; Uniplacotomia; Trichoplacea; Trichoplacidae. The record is from RefSeq and is a predicted model, not a curated record. The transcript has 7 exons.
AUGGAUCAUGCUAUCAUCUUACAAUUAUUAGUUGGUUCAUCGACCAAAACAGUUCAACAAUGUCGUAUGCAUACGUGCUUCGAUCUAAAUCGUUGUGGUUUAGAUGAUCAUCGCCGAUUAACAGUCUAUGUUUAUCCACGUUAUCUAUUACCUGAUCUUUAUGGUAUCAGUGAUCCAGUCAACACUAUCACUAGAGAAUAUCGACGCAUGCUACAAGCGAUUAUCGACAGCCCAUUUUACGUCGAUAACCCCAAAACUGCUUGCCUUCUAAUACCAUCAUAUGAUGUCUUAAAUCAACGUCAUGUUAACCUUCAAGGUGCAGGUUUAACCUUAACUAACUUACCCUAUUGGAAUCAAGGUAAAAAUCACUUAUUAUUUAAUAUGUUGCCUGGACAGUGGCCUCAUUUCAAUACAUCGCUUGAUGCCCGACGAGGUCGAGCGAUGCUAGCUGGCGGUGGAUUCUCGUCUUUGUCAUACAGAUAUGGCUUUGAUAUAAGUAUUCCAAUCUAUAGCUUACAUCAGGAUGAUGAUUAUCAUCAAAGAUCACAAGAUGAAAACUAUCAUAAUAAUAUCAGCCAUCAUCAUCGCCCAUGGUUAUUACUAUCAUCACAAUUACACUAUGAUAGAAAAUUUGACAACAGACUAAUGAACUUAGCUAAUGAUAAUCGUAUAUUAAUCUUACAACGAUGUUCUGUCAAUAGUAGUCAUAAAGCAUACUAUCAACGAUGCAGCCAUAAGCAAUCCAUUUCAUAUCCAACUAUUCUUCAGGAUUCUACUUUUUGCUUAAUGUUGAGAGGAUAUCGUCUCAUUCAAAGCAACUUCUUGGAUGCAUUAAAAUUCGGCUGUAUACCAGUUGUUUUAAGUGAUGAAUAUAUCCUACCAUUUUCAGAAGUGUUGGACUGGAAGAGAGCUGCUCUGGUAUUUAGGGAAGAUCAACUACUAUCUCUACCGGCAGUAUUAUCGUCAAUAAGUACUAAAACAAGACAUAACCUUCGGAAACAGGGGAUGUUUUUCUGGCAAUCCUAUUUUAAAUCCUUAGAACUAAUUACGCUUACAACUUUACAAAUUAUUAAUGAUCGAAUUUUUUAUAACACGGCACGAUCAUACUCUGAGUGGAACGAACCUUAUUUAAGUAGGCAACUUCCAGCUGUUUACCAUAAUCCGCCGAUAUUUUAUCCUGUGAUUGGGCGCAAAGAGAUGGGCUUCACUGUAAUUAUUCUCACUUAUAAUAGGUUUAAUAAUUUAAAACGGAUACUAACAAUCUUAGAGAACGUCGCAAGCUUGAAAGAAAUAUUAAUUAUAUGGAAUAAACAAGAAAUGGCAGCUCCAUCGGCUAGUUACUUAAUGGAAGAAGCCAAUACUAAGAAACCUGUAGUGGUUAUGAUGAUGAAAAAUAAUAAAUUAAGCAACAGAUUUAUACCAUUCAAAACGUUAAAAACUGAUGCCGUUUUUGCAAUGGAUGAUGAUAUGAAUAUGUUAACACCAGAUGAGAUAGAGUUUGCCUACCAAACCUGGCUCGAAUAUCCAGACCGUAUUGUAGGAUUUCCCGCAUGUAAUCAGCUUUGGAAUGAAUCUGCGCAUCAGUGGUUAUAUACGAACGAUUGGACUAAUGAUUUAUCAAUGAUAUUAACUAAAGCGGCUAUGUAUCAUCGCUACUAUAAUUAUUUAUACAUAAACAAUAUGCCGCAAGAUAUAAAAGAUUGGGUAAACUCUAACUUCAAUUGUGAUGAUAUCGCCAUGAAUUUUUUAAUUGCUAACUACACUGGUAAACCACCGAUCAAGGUAACACCGAGAAAACGUUUCCAAUGCUCGGAAUGUGUAAAAAAUAGGAAGCCAUUAUCAACUCAUCUACAGUACCUCGAGAAUCGAACAAAAUGCUUAAACGUAUUUAAAAGGAUAUACAAACGUAACCCAUUAGUGCGAUCAUCAUUUCGAAUUGAUCCAGUCUUGAUGGGAGACAAUAUUUCUUCUUCAUUUCAGAAAUUUCCUUCAGUUGGAGCCGUUUAG